AUGGCCAACCCCAACCCUCCUACCGAGAAUGAGGUCCCUCCUGCCGCCUCGCAACCACACCAGAACCAGGAGCAUGUCCCCAUGUCUGCCGAGGCUAAGCUGGCCACGCGGAAGGAUAUCUCCCUGAAGGAGUUCCUGACCAAGAUGGACGACUACGCGCCCGUCAUCCCCGAUGCCGUCACCAACUACUACCUAACCAAAGCCGGCCUGCCCCCACCGCCGGACACGGACCCCCGCCUCGCGCGCCUUAUCGCGCUGGCAGUCCAGAAGUUCGUCGCCGACAUCGCCGCCGACGCCUACCAAUACAGCCGCAUCCGAGCCUCCAACACCAGCGCCAACAACCCGAUGGGUAACCUGGGCGCCGCCGCUGGCAUCACCGUCCCUGGUCAGGCGCCGGCGGGCGGGAAGGACCAGGGGCGAGGCGGGCCGCUGGGUAUACAGAGGGCGGGCUACGGCGGCGGGGGCCAGGGCGGCAGCCAGAACCGGACCGUCCUUACCAUGGAGGAUCUCGGCAUGGCCGUGGGCGAGUACGGUGUCAACGUGAAGCGGAGCGAGUUCUACCGAUAA
Molecule: messenger RNA, 567 nt
Organism: Anthostomella pinea
Lineage: Eukaryota; Fungi; Ascomycota; Sordariomycetes; Xylariales; Xylariaceae
Source: the annotation of a GenBank genome assembly